CAACAUAUGGCUGAACGGUCAGUGACGCUCAGAUGCCUCUAUAGCGUGAAGUCAUGAGUUUGUACACAAAAACAGCAUUGUUGGAGUAAAUCAUUGAUUCUGCAGCAUAUGGACAUUUUUAACAGACAUUCACAGAGUAGUUUAUUUUCAUUAGCCUAUAUGAUCAAAUAUUUAGUUUUUUCAUAUCCUAUAUUGCAUGCCCUGGGUUAUUUGUUCCAAGGCUAUAAGCUUUAGGUACUUUCUCAAGUUCUUGCAAUAUCUCACAGAGUUAUGAUGGAGGCAGAAGGUCUUGCAGCAGGGUCACAUACUUUAACGGAGUGUGUAGACUCUGAGUAGGGAAGUCAUUACAGGUUCAAAAGUGAUAUGACAUUUAGUUAAGUUGGCUUGGGUUGGAUGUGACCUCCAUGGUCACACGUGAACCAGUAUCCUGUGGUUCGAUCACAUCAUGACCCUAUGCCCUGUUAGAGUUUGAGAGCGAGCGGCCAGCUCUCACUGGCUGAUUCUGACCAAUCAGCACAGUGAGUCAGAGAGGAAACAGGAGUAUUAUAUUCCACUCAGUGUCACUGGUGAAUUUCAUAGGCAGGCACGCUGCGCCCUUAAAGGGGCAGGACCCCUGUAGCUUAAUGUAUAUAUCCACAAGACGCCAGUUACUCCUUGAUGUACUGCAGAUGUUUUUACUUUGCUCCUGGAGUUGUCUCAGUGUGUAGAGAAAUAGCUGAGCUCUGCCUGCGUGAGUCCGGCGACUGCUUACGGGAGCAGAUGCAGUACAUGAUGAGGUCACUGCAAGACCUGAAACAACUACGGAAAACCUGCCCUGCAGCCAGACGCCCCCUCAGCACCCAGCUCCCAGCUUUAGUGCGCCACUCUGCAGUGGCACGUGCCUGUCAGCAGCGAGCAUUGCAGCGAGAGCAGCGCACGCGCCUGCGGAUGUCUGACGCCAGCACGGCCAGUACAUACGACUCUGCCUGCUGCUUGUCUAGUCCUCUGGAGGAAGAAGAGGACGACUUGAGCAGCCGGCUGGGCUUGAGCCUCAGGCUGGGCCUGGGCUCUCCCAGCAGUCAGAAAAGUUUGGAGUUUGAUUCAGGCUACUCUGAGGCAUCCUGGCAGGACGAAGGGGUGGUCCUCAGGAGGACCAGGAAUGUGAGGGUGUCAUCUUCAGCCUGUCUUCGUACAAACAGAGCACCAAAUGGACGCAUUCGACCCAAAUCCACAUCGGACGCCUGUCUGGAGAGGUGGACAUCGUUUGAGGUCAGCAACCCUGAAGACUGGACAAACUCUUUAUUGACCAGAGGACGCAACCGCCAACCUCUGGUUCUGGGCGAUAACAGCUUUGCAGACCUCAUACAGAACUGGAUGGACUUGCCAGAUUGUCCUGAGCCCACUGAGGUGAAGCCGCAUUCAGGAAGGAGACUGGGAAGAGGUUUCUUUGUCAACAUGAGGAGCAAACUGGUCGGGUUUUCUAAAAGUGUAGAGGACAGAGUAAGGAUGAGAUCAACAGACUCUGCUCAUGUUAACAGAACAGCCAACGCUCCAAAACGUCUGUCUUGUCCAGUCGUGGCAUCACAGCCCAAAGUCCCCUUUUUCCACCAGUCUUACUCAGGCAUUAAUGAGACGCAGACAGAUUUUUACCACUUUGCAGCCCUCCUGAAAUCGCGCAGCCGACAGCCCCUGAUCUGCAAAGAUAUCAUUGGAUACGUCUGACAUUCAUGUAAAGCCGUGUUCGGACCGGACAAUCCUCAGUCAAUUUAUUUUGAUAUGACUGUUUUUUCACCUCUUAAAUGCUGUGGCUAAGCUUAUAGAAAUAAAGAUGUUCUCAUAAUUUAAA
Molecule: messenger RNA, 1825 nt
Organism: Etheostoma spectabile (orangethroat darter)
Lineage: Eukaryota; Metazoa; Chordata; Actinopteri; Perciformes; Percidae
Product: PAK4-inhibitor inka1
Exons: 2
Coding region: 658-1701 (347 amino acids)
Cellular component (GO): nucleus
Molecular function (GO): protein serine/threonine kinase inhibitor activity; protein kinase binding
Source: RefSeq, a predicted model, not a curated record